This is a messenger RNA of Phasianus colchicus (ring-necked pheasant), 3815 nucleotides long. Lineage: Eukaryota; Metazoa; Chordata; Aves; Galliformes; Phasianidae. The record is from RefSeq and is a predicted model, not a curated record.
AUGGGGCAGGGCUCGGCGCGGCUCAGCCGCUCCGGCGUUCCGCGGGCGGCCGGCGGCGUCUGCGCGGCGGACGGGCAGCGCGCGGGGUCCUUCUCCGGCGCCCCCGCGGCGCUGCUGGCGGCGCUCAUGGGGCUGCUGGUGCUGGUCACGGUGCUGGGCAACGCUCUCGUCAUCCUGGCGUUCGUGGUGGACCGGCGCCUCCGCACCCAGGGCGACUUCUUCUUCCUCAACUUGGCCGUCGCCGACCUCCUGGUGGGUGAGUGCCGGGGCGGCGGAGGGCCGGGGGAGCGCGGGGCGCCGCGCGAGUCACCACCGGCUGUGUCCGCAGGCGGCUUCUGCAUCCCGCUCUACAUCCCCUACGUGCUGACGGGCGAGUGGAGGCUCGGCCGGGGCUUGUGCAAGCUGUGGCUGGUGGUGGACUACCUGGUGUGCACCGCCUCCGUCUUCAACAUCGUCCUUAUCAGCUUCGACAGGUUCAUCUCCGUCACCAAGGCGGUGAGUUACAGAGCACAGAAAGGGAAGACCAGAAACGCAAUACUGAAGAUGAUCACUGUAUGGAUCGCUGCUUUUCUUCUCUAUGGUCCAGCCAUUCUCAGCUGGGAGUACAUUGCCCAGAAGAGCAUCCUUCCAGAAGGAGAAUGUCAUGCAGAAUUCUUCUACAACUGGUAUUUCCUAAUGAUUGCUUCUACCAUUGAAUUCUUUACACCCUUCAUCACUGUUACAUACUUCAACUUAAGCAUUUACCUCAAUAUUAGGAAACGCAUAUCCCUUAGAAAUGAAAACUUAUCUCCUGGCCAAGAGGACUGUGAAAUGAGUUUCCGAGAGAAAAAAAGACAACACACCAUAUUUUUUGUAAAACCUGCUAACAGACAAAAACACAAGACAACAAAAGCAAGCAGCCUUUCUCCCCUGCAGAAGGCUUCAAGGCUCAGCCUAUGUAAAUUUGACAGUCAGUCAUUAAAUCUGAAUGUCAAUCAAGACCUUACACCACUUCAGAUGAAUGUAGAGACCAACCCUCAUAGGAACAGUUUCUAUAAAACUACAGAAGAUGCAGGCGACACCACCACGAGAGCAGACACUGCUAUGACAAACAGAUUUAGACUUACUCGAGAUAAAAGAGUAGCAAAGUCUUUAGCAAUUAUUGUCAGUGUGUUUGGUUUGUGCUGGGCACCUUAUACACUUUUAAUGAUCAUCAGAGCAGCUUGCCAUGGGCAGCGUGUGUUACAUUCACUUUAUGAGACUUCAUUUUGGCUUCUGUGGGUAAAUUCAGCCAUUAAUCCUAUUCUCUAUCCACUAUGCCACAUGAGCUUCAGGAAAGCCUUUAUCAAACUCCUGUGCCCAGGAAAAGUUAAAAUUCAUCCUCAUAUUUUUACGUAAAAUAACCUGUGAAAUUUGUCAGUAGGUACACCUUGCUUUCAGUGGGAACACAAACUGACCAAUACUCAUCUGUAAAUAGUAAAUGCACUGUGCACUGAAUAUUUAAGGGAACACUGAUGAGUAAUAUUCAGGAAUCUUUACAAUACAGUCAUCUGCGUAACUGAAGAAAUAGCUAUCAGUGAAAACAAAGGUAAUUUCUCAAAUUUGUUUGGGGAUUGCCUACAGUAUAUUUUCUGGUGAUGAUGCACUAGCACUGAAGAGACAAAAAGGGAAUACAAAUUUCAUAUCCAACAACUGGGGAACAUCUCACUAUUAAUAUGUCUAAGUGAUACUAGUAAGAAAUUUAAUUGUUAGUUUGGAUUUGUUAUAUUUUACCCCCAGCCACUCUGUAAGGACUUCAGGUCUUAGCUGCUAAGCAUUUUGGGGAGGAAAUCCCCAAUCCCUAUCCAACUAAUGGUACCCAGGAAAAGCCUGGAACAAGAGGUACCAGAACAGUUAGGGUACCAGAAAAGCUGAACAACUAUACCAAUAAAGGAACACUGACUUAGCUAGAAAAGGCGAUUUGUUUCCACCUUCAUUAGCAUCUUCUACAGUUUUACAGACACUUAAUUCUGAGAACAAUUCAUAGCUAUUGAACAUCCACAGUCACCCAGUGCCACAGCCAAAAAGCAUCUUAGCACAGCUGAUCUUAAAGUUCACAAAUUAUGAAGUUCAUUUUGUAAAGUGUCAAUAAAAGUAAUUACAAACUGUGAAAGAGUUACAACUGUCAUCUUAACCAGGAGCACAAGGAAAUAAGCACUGGUUUGCAACAUUAGAAUAACUGCAGCUGAAGCCACAAAACUAUUAUUAAGAAGUAAUUCCUGAGUUACAAGUACAAGUUACCUUAAGAAUUAAACAUACUUUCACAAAUAUUCUAGAAUAAGAGGGCAUAUUCCAACCAUAUGAAUGUAACUACAUGAACAUAAUAAUCACAUUUUACUAUUAAUGCUUCAUAACAAAGAAUCUGCUUUAACUUUUUUCUUAAACAAGGGACAGCAUCAACAGAUACUGAGUAAUGGUAUUCAAAAGAUUUUUUGUUUUGUUCUGUUUGGGUUUUUUUUUUUUUUACUUACACAACGCAAAUGAUGCCGUGAGAUUCCCUCUAUUCCUCCUCCACACCAGCAGAGCAACAACCUAAUUCUUAUCUUCUCUGUAAUUCUCAGGUUUCCUAGGAUUAUAUUCGUCAUUUUCAAAAACAAGCAGUGACACUAAAUUAUUAGACAACCCAGCAAAGUCUGACUUCCUCAUCCAAUAAAGCCUAUGCCAUUUGAAUAGCAGUGACCAACUCAAGGAGCGAGGAAGUUUAGUCGGUAGCUUUAGAACGCUGCAGUCAGUUAAGGUAAAGAAACAAGGUUUCAAAGUUUUUAGCAAAUGGUAUUAAUCUACAACUAGAUCAGUCUUCACAUAACCAUUGGAAAUUGCUCUACCACUCAAAUUUCUACAGCUUCAUCAUUUAAUUGCCACGUAUCUGUUUAGCACAGACCUAGACUCUAGUAGGAUUCUCCACCACUCUCAAGUCUGAAAAGCACUCCGAAGUGUUAACAGGCACCUUUCAGCAGAAAUUGAUUUUGGAUGACAGUUUUCUACAUCAGGACAGCUAGCACCCUCCUUAGUUGGUCCAGGUUAACCAUGCCUUUGUUUUUUUGUCCCUUCAAAGCAGAAGUCCCUUUGCUUUUAUCAGAAGGUAGUACUAGGUUCAAACAGUGGGCUCUGAACAGACAAAACAACAGGUGUUAAUAGCAAUUUUAUUGUUUCACUGGUGCAAAAAUCAUGAUAAUGAAUAAACUGGUGUAAUGCAUUUUCCCCUAAAUUUACAGUAAUGAAGGUUAUACAUAUCUAUAUAGAUUGCAAUUUCUCUAUUUUUAUACUAUUUGGAACAAAAUUAUCUUGAUAAAUACUCCCUGUGCACGGUACUGGCUCUCGCUGAAUGUCACAGAGCCUUAAUAUGCAAAAUAUAACUUCUGUUUUUGAACAUGGUAUUUUAAAACUCUCCAAACAUGCAUUAAUAUAUUCUAGUUUUUAGGGAAAAACAUUACACUUAGUCUUAACUUGCAUUAAAAGAAAAGCACAAGCAGAACCUGACAUACAAUAAUCCCAAAAAUCUGAUGCUCUGUAAGGAUCACAGUUUCAGAUGACAGUCACUGCCAGUUUAGAACUCUAGUGCCACAGAAGCAACAGCAAACAGACAAGAGAAGUCAAAAACAGAAGAGCCCUACCAUGUCACAUAGAUUCCAAAGAAAGAUUCAGCCAUGCUAACUGAGGAAACCUGUAGUUGCUGGUCCAACCUUUCAAAUUCGUUAGAGUACUUAACACAAGUGUUUCAAGUGCCAGACUGAGCACAUGAAUAUUAACUUGACAUUUCUGAAAGGCACAAUCUAUGAAUCUAUCUUAAAAAAAAA